UGUGAGAAUUGCUCCAUUCACGCACCGGUUUGAAUUUGACUAGAAAAUGACAGGUGUAAAGCCAUCUAACGCUGAUAAUCCCAUUGUAUUCUUUGAUAUAUCUAUUGGUAAUGUGGACAUUGGUAGGAUAAAGUUUGAGCUGUUUGCAGACAGUGUCCCAAGAACUGCAGAGAACUUCAGGCAGUUUUGCACAGGUGAAUAUAGAAAAGAUGGAGUACCUAUUGGCUAUAAAAACUGCAUAUUUCAUAGAGUGAUUAAAGAUUUUAUGGUCCAAGGAGGGGACUUUGUCAAUGGGGAUGGCACAGGACUGACCAGUAUCUAUGGAGGAUCAUAUGCAGAUGAAAACUUCAAGACAAAACACACAGGACCUGGCAUACUUUCUAUGGCCAACAGUGGAAAAGAUACAAAUGGUUGCCAGUUCUUUAUAACUUGUGCUAAGUGUGACUUCUUGGAUGGGAAACACGUAGUAUUUGGUAAAGUGAUAGAUGGACUACUAGUUUUAAGAAAGAUAGAAAAUGUUCCAACUGGCCCAAACAACAAACCUAAGCUUCCUGUCAUGAUAAGUCAGUGUGGAGAAAUGUGACCAACAUAGAGAAAAUAAAAUGUGAUGACCAUAUAAUGAGCUUGGAGGCUUGUUUGCAUCAAUCUGGGAAUGACCAUCUGUGAAUAGUAAUAAAUUUAUUAAAGAUGUGACACUUCUCAGUGUGUAGAAGCAUUGUGUCAGAGGAAGCGAUUGUUGGAUAAACGCCUCUCUAUUUUUCUAUGUGAAUGAACACCUAGGUGUGAGAGGAUGGUUACAUUUCUCUUGGAAGGUCUAUUGCUUUCUUUUUAUCUCGACUACUGUGAAAAUUUUUAUUAUACAUGGGAAACCAGUUUGCACAGAUUCUGUGGAUGUGUCAGUUCCAAGAUUAAAAUCCAAAAUGAACUAGCAUCAUGGUAUGUCGAAAUCCAUGAAUUCAUAUAAGAACAAUUCAACCAUUUUAGGCAGUACAUCAAAAUUUGAUACCUUAGAAAUUAAAUGAUUUUCUCAUUGUAUGUGCAGAAAAUAAAACACAAGAAAACCUUGUAGUAUUCUACAGGAUAUUUUCUACAGCUGAAAAUAUUCUUUUUUUCAGUUGCAUUUUUUUUUGUUCUGGAUAUUUUAAUGGAAACUGUCUGGAGAAAUAAUUGACAUGAUCAGAGUAUUAAUUGACAGUCACGGGUUCAGGAGGGACUUGUAUAACUUUUGCCACAUAUGAAUCAAUAGUCAAAUAACCAAUAGCCAAAAGGCAUUAACCUUAACAAGAGGAUCUUCUAUGUGCAAGACCAAGACACCUGGCUCAAAGGUCUAGGUCAUAUUUAGAGGUCAAAGAUUUUAGGUCUUACAUCCAUGGCUCUAACGGUUUUAUUUUUUUAUUAGCAUUUUAUUAAAAGAGCAAGUAUGUAAUAUGUUGACUUUUUAUGCUAUUAGAAACUAUUAAAAGUCUUAGAAUACUUUUGAAAACAGUUUAAGAAUUACUUCUCUUUACAGUUGAAUUAAAUUAAUUAAUUUGAAUUAUGAUGUUCCUUUUAUUCUUAUAUUUUCCUUAGUUUUAAAUCCUACGGUUGUUUGGAUCGAUUUUUUUAUGAAAGGGGUAUUCAGAUGAUGAAAUGAUACUAAUUAUCUUUUGGUGACACA
Molecule: messenger RNA, 1657 nt
Organism: Mercenaria mercenaria
Lineage: Eukaryota; Metazoa; Mollusca; Bivalvia; Venerida; Veneridae
Product: peptidyl-prolyl cis-trans isomerase H-like
Exons: 6
Coding region: 47-583 (178 amino acids)
Biological process (GO): protein folding; protein peptidyl-prolyl isomerization
Cellular component (GO): intracellular membrane-bounded organelle
Molecular function (GO): peptidyl-prolyl cis-trans isomerase activity
Source: RefSeq, a predicted model, not a curated record